Messenger RNA from Colletotrichum chrysophilum, 3489 nucleotides. RefSeq lists its product as uncharacterized. The coding region runs from base 1 to 3489 and encodes 1162 amino acids. Gene Ontology annotation, cellular component: nucleus; site of double-strand break. The transcript has 3 exons. Lineage: Eukaryota; Fungi; Ascomycota; Sordariomycetes; Glomerellales; Glomerellaceae. Gene Ontology annotation, biological process: proteasome-mediated ubiquitin-dependent protein catabolic process; DNA repair. Gene Ontology annotation, molecular function: nucleic acid binding; protein binding. The record is from RefSeq and is a predicted model, not a curated record.
AUGUCUUACGUAGCACCCAUUCAUCGGCCCAGCAGCAUACGCCAUGCAUUGAGACUGCGGCUGACAGAAGACGAGGAAAGCUUGGUGGUAUCGAGAUCCAACAGGCUGGAAGUAUGGCGCGUCACGCCCACCGACAUGUUCAUGCUGGGCUCCGUCUCCAUUUACGGGACAGUCCUCCUCCUUCAACGCCUCACUCCGAAAGACUCCAAGACCGACUUGUUGUUCGUCGGCACCGACCGAUUCCAAUACUUCACGGCAAGAUGGGACUCUGAUCUUCAGAGACUCGUCACUGAGCAGGUCAUUGAGGACAGUGGAGAACCGCACAUGCGCGAGGCCCAGAGUCAGGACAAGUGCUUGGUCGACCCCUCUGGCAGGUUCAUGGCCAUGCACCUAUGGGAGGGUGUCAUGAACGUCAUGCGUCUAGGAGCUCGGGCUCCUCAUGCUUCCCGUCUAGACCCUCUGUGGGAGCAAGUCCGUUUGUCGGAGCUCUCCAUGAAGGCCAGCACCUUCGUGCCCACUGAGACCGGCCACCCCACCAUUGCUUUCUUGUACCAGAGUAAGAUCGACAAGGAGGAUGCGAGGUUGGCAAUUUAUCGCCUCAUGAGCGAUGACAGAAAUACCAAGACUUCAAAUUUCGAUGCCGAAAAGGACAGAGAGCUCGACAUGGAAAUACUGGACCCUUACGCCAGGAUACUCAUUCCCGUCAGUGUCGAGGAGGACCAGGUCAAGCGCUACCACAAGAGGGACACAUCAGCGGCGAAGGCGCAGCUUGGCGGCCUGAUUGUUGUCGGAGAGACUCUUCUUGUCUAUGUCGACACUCUCACAAAAACAAAGGUGUCUGCUGGCAUAGACAACCCGACUAUUUUCGUUGCCUACGCCGAGUACGAUGUCAGGAACUAUUUCCUUUCCGACGACUAUGGCAACUUACAACUUCUCACCAUUGACACCGACGGCGUCGUGGUCACGGGGCUGAGAGUCACACAUCUUGGUCUUACAUCUCGGGCAUCUUGCCUCGUCUACAUGGGUGACGGCAUGCUCUUCUUGGGGUCCCAUUACGGCGACUCGCAACUGCUCAAAGUCGACGUCACUGCCGGCUUCGAAACAACACAAAUUGUCCAAACAAUACCCAAUAUUGCACCUAUUCUUGACUUCGCCAUAAUGGACCUGGGUAAUGCUGGUGACAGCCAAGUCGGCAAUGCUUUUUCGUCAGGCCAAGCCCGUAUCGUUGCGGGCUGUGGUGUUCAUCAGAACGGCAGUUUGCGGAGCAUCAGGAGCAGUGUCGGUCUUGAGGAUAUUGGCGUUCUAGAGGAUUUGAGUGACGUUCGUGGACUCUUCUCUCUUCGGUCUAACGGCUCGGACAAAGAUGAUACCCUGGUUGUCUCUUUCAUCACCGACACAAGAGUCUUCAGGUUCGAUGCAGAGGAGGGCAUCGAGGAGGUCUUUCAAUUCCAAGGUCUUGAACUAGACAAACCUACACUAAUCGCGUCAACCCUGCCGAAUGGUCAAUUGCUUCAAGUCACAGCUAACAGCGCUGCGCUACUUGACCCUGAAGGUGGCAUCACGCUAAGCACGUGGUCAGCCCCAGAAGGCAAAGUCAUUGUCAAUGCAUCAUCCAAUGCCAAAUGGGUUCUGCUUUCCAUCGAUGGAACCACACUGGUCUCGUUGAGCCUCUUGGAGAAUCUUGCAGCUCGGGAGCAAGUGCUGGGAAGUGGAGUAGGCGGAGAAGGCGACCAGAUCUCGUGUAUUCAUGCCGCAACUGACUUGGAUAAUAUCGGUGUCGUGGGUUUCUGGGCCACAGGCUCCAUAUCCAUCAUUGACCUGCAAACGCUUGAUGCUUUGCACGGUGAAACCAUCAAGCAGACCGACGACAGCGUUUCAGUACCCCGGAACAUUGCUCUAGUACAGCUGCAUCCGCCACAUCUAUUGGGCCCUACUCUCUUCGUCUCGUUGGAAGACGGGCAGGUGGUGUCCUUCGAUGUUUCGAAAGACAACUACUCGUUGUCCGGCAGGAAAAGUGUCAUUCUUGGCAGCAAACAAGCAGGCCUUCAUAUCCUUCCGCGGCCUGACAGCGAUGGUAUUAGCAACGUCUUCGCUACCACAGAGCACUCAAGCCUCAUCUACAGCUCAGAGGGGCGCAUAAUUUACUCAGCGGCGACGGCGGAGGACGUCACCUACAUUGCACCAUUCGACUCGGACGCGUUUCCUGAUGCUAUUGUUCUCGCCACUGAUAAGAAUGUUCGCAUUGCGCAUAUUGAUGUCGAAAGGCGAACACACGUGAAUCCACUUCCCCUGCGCCAGACGGUACGCAGAGUAGCCUACUCACCGGCGUUGAAGGCUUUCGGUAUCGGCACCAUUCGGAGAGAACUGUUCAACAACGAGGAGAUGGUCACGAGUUCCUUCCAAUUAGUUGACGAGAUUGUCCUCGGCGUAGUCGGAAAGCCCUUCCAUCUUGAUGGCGCCGCUACAACGGAAUUAGUUGAAAGCGUUAUCAGAGCCGAGCUUCCGGACAGCUCUGGUCAAUCUGCGGAGAGAUUUAUCGUGGGGACUAGCUAUCUCGCUGAUCCAGAGAUGGAUGAGAAUAGUGAGGUUAAAGGACGUAUCUUAGUCCUCGGGGUCGACUCUGAUAAGAACCCGUACCAAAUCGUUAGCCACGAGCUGAAGGGUGCAUGCCGAAGUCUUGCUGUGAUGGGCGACAAGCUUGUCGCUGGCCUCAGCAAAACCGUGGUGGUGUACGAUUACGCCGAGGAGUCCUCAACAUCAGGAUCGCUCCUCAAACUGGCUACUUUCCGACCAUCCACGUUUCCUGUCGAUCUCGAUGUCAACGGCAACAUGAUUGGCGUCGCCGAUUUGAUGCAGUCAAUGACACUGAUCGAGUUUAUUCCGGCCCAGGACGGUAACAAAGCACGACUCGUCGAGCGGGCCCGCCAUUUCCAGUACAUCUGGGCUACCGCGGUUUGCCAUUUAGAGCAAGACUUAUGGAUUGAGGCAGAUGCACAGGGCAACCUCAUGGUGUUGCGCAGAAACCCCAAUGCACCAACAGAACACGACAAGAAGCAGAUGGAAGUCAUCAGUGAAUUCCACCUCGGCGAGCAGAUUAACAAGAUUCGGCCACUUGACGUCGUCUCCGGCGAGAACGACCCGAUUGAACCGAAGGCCUUCCUCGCAACGGUUGAGGGAUCAAUAUACGUCUUUGCAGACAUCAAGCCCGAAUACCAGAGUCUGCUACUGCAAUUCCAGGAAAGGCUUGCAGGGGUGAUUAAGACCCUUGGCCAAGCAGAUGAGCCUGGAGCUGGACUUUCAUUCAUGUCGUGGCGAGGUUUCCGGAAUGCCAAGCGGUCCGCGGAUGGACCUUUCCGCUUCGUCGACGGCGAGCUUAUUGAGCGAUUCCUGGACCUGGACGCGGGGAGACAAGAAGCUGUAGUCCAGGGGCUGGGUCCGACAGUUGAGCGCAUGAGAGACUUGGUAGAGGAGCUGAAGCGUAUGCACUAA